ACAACAAUACCUUACGCAUAACUAAUAGCCACAGAACCCAGCGAGGGCCGUUCUACAAUAGCAAACAGAACAUUCUCAAAGCAGCCUCGUCCAGAAAGAAGCCAGCCGUUCGCUGGACAGUGGAACUGAAACUGCGGAAAUGUUUUUUUGAGAUUUUUGUUGCUAUUUUUUAUUUAAUACAUUUUAAGGAGUGAAGCUCGCUAUUAAAGCGUCGCUAUAACAGUUAGACUUCGAACUAAAAGGGAUUCAUGCUAAACCAUGAACCAAACGAGGAAUGUUCAGCUUUUUCUAUUGGUGGUCAUAUCUUCAGUGUUGGGCAGAGCCUCUGAGCUGGCCUUCCUGAAGGAGCCCAAUGAUGUCAUCGCCGUGCGUGACCGGCCCCUGAUGCUGGACUGCCAGGUAGAAGGGGAGGGGCCUAUCUCUGUGAUGUGGCGGCGCAAUGGAGUGUCCGUUCCCACCGGGCCGAAGGCUAGCGUGUUGGCCAACGGAACUCUCCUGAUCAAGAGCUUCCAGAAGAGGAGAGAGAGCAACGAGACGGACGCUGGGGAGUAUGCCUGUGCUGCCCAGAACCACUAUGGCAUGUUGAUCAGCCGCAAGGCCAGGGUUCAGCUGGCAUCUCUCCCUAAGUUCCACAUACACCCAGAGUCCAUGUCGGUGGAUGAGGGUGGCGUUGCCAGAUUGACCUGCCAGGUGAACGGAAUCCCAGAGGCCAGCAUCUCCUGGGAGAAAAACAGAACUGCUGUGAAUACUGACGAUAACAGGUACACCAUCCUGCCCACAGGGAUCCUGCAGAUAACCGGUGUAAGGCGGGCUGACAGUGGUGUGUAUCGCUGCGUAGCCACCAACAUCGCUAACACUCGCUACAGCAAUGAGGCCCAGCUCACUGUCACUGUGGCAGCUCCACGGAUCUACAAGGAGCCGGUGAUUCUGUCGGGUCCUCAGAACCUGACCAUCACUGUGCACCAGACCGCCAUCUUGGAGUGCAUCGCCACUGGCAACCCUCGACCCAUUGUGUCCUGGAGUCGGCUGGACGGGCGCUCCAUCGGGGUGGAGGGUAUCCAGGUGCUGGGUACGGGGAACCUGAUGAUCUCAGAUGCCAACUUGCAACACUCUGGGGUAUACGUGUGCUCUGCUAACCGCCCUGGCACCAGGAUGAGGCGUACUGCGUUGGGCAGACUGGUGGUGCAGGCUCCUCCUGAGUUUUUGCAGUGGCCGCAGUCUGUCUCCAGACCAGCAGGGAGCAGUGCAGUGUUCACCUGUAUGGCCCAGGGAGUCCCCGAGCCUCACCUCAUCUGGCUGAAGAACGGCAAAAUCCUGACGCCUGGUGACAACGUCAAGCUCACCAACAAUAACAGCACGCUGGCGGUGACGCGCAUCACCACGGAUGACGAGGCCAUCUACCAGUGUAUUGCUGAGAACAGCGCUGGCACCAACCAGGCCAGUGCCCGCCUGGCCCUCACCCAGUCCACGGAGUUGCCCGAGGCCCCUCAGGAUCUGACGGCCACGGCCCUGUCCCCCACCACUCUACAGCUCACCUGGGCCCAGCCUGCCCCAGAGGUCACCGACGGCAUAAUCGGAUAUGUGCUGCACAUCCGCAUGUUGGGCGAGCCAGACAGCAGAGAGCUGCAGGAGGCUGUCAGUAAGACCACCUUCCAGCAUGACUUCACCACCCUGGAGCCUGCCACCACCUACUCCAUCUACCUCAAGGCCUACUCCCCUCUGGGAGCCAGCCAGCAGUCCAGCACUGUGGUGGCUACAACACUAGGGGGCGUACCCAGUUCUCCCAGUUUCUUCACCAAGGUGCUGAACAAGACAGCCAUGCAGGUGUUCUGGGAGCUGCCCAGUAAGUCGGGCAAGGUACAGGGCUUCAAGCUGUCCUACCGCGAGGUCCCCCAGCCCAACUUCCAGGGGCAAGAAGUAUUUCCCGGUCACAUCAACACCCACACCAUCUCCCAUCUAGAACCCACUGCUGUGUAUGAGAUCCAAUUGGUGGCCUACAACGGCAAUGGGGACGGCACUGCCAACAAGCGUCUGGUUUCACUGGCUGAGAGUGGUACCAGCGCCAAGACCAGCUCCGGUGGGCAGAGCCCAUGUAACUGCAAGCAGGAGGAUGAGGGGUCCAUGACUGGCAUUGUGGUGGGAAUCCACACUGGCAUGGCAUGUAUCAUUUUCUGUGUGCUGUUCCUCAUGUUUGGCUACCGCCGCAGCUUCUUCUGCAGGAAGGGGACCCAAGAUGGCUGGUCAGGGCCCCGAGGAGGAGACAGGAACCAGCGGGCUGGCCCACCAAAAGAGGGGGUGAUCCGCAUGCCCGAGGUCAUUGAAUUAGUGCCUCAAAGAUGUGACUCUAUCACUGCUCCAGUGAUGGUUGUUAAGGGUCAAGCCCCCCCAGCGCAGUGCCAAGUCCUCAUCGAGCAGCCCCCACCAUGCCAGCCUGGCACAGGCACCGGCUAAAGCACCCAAACACCAUUCCACUUACCUCCCCCAACCCCAGUCCCCUUACCCUGAGAAAUGAAUGGCUGUUCUAUGGUUCCUCCACCUCACCUGCCCACCAACGCCUUAGCCAUAGUCUGCCUAUUGCAGCAUCCAGCCGUAGUUCUAGCAGUGAAUGAGAGAGAGAGAUUGAGAAUGAAACUGAGAGUAAGAGGUGAUGUGUUGAGAACUUCUGUUGAAUGUACAAUACCACAAAGGAAAACAUUUAUUUUAUAAUAGCUUCAAGUAAAAGUAGUACCAAUGUAGUCAUGAGUAACUAUUGGGAUGUUAGCCCCAUUUCUGUCUUGUGUCUUUUACACCAAAGCUGAAAGCCUUAUUUUAACAUUUUAUGUUUAGUUCCAUGGAUUUGAUAGCCAUGGAGGAAAUGGGCACAGGCCAUUUAUUAUUCAAAAUGACUCAUUAGGUAAAAUGCUGCUGGCUCAUCUCUGAAGAUAACUGCAAUAUUACUGUAUUCCUUAUAUUUUCAGUGUGGUAUUGGACAUUGUGCAUCUUCUUAAAACCAAAACUCAUAAAUAGCUUCAUUUUAUGUCAUUUUAAGUUAAUGGCCAAUGGUGCCAUUUUCAGGUUCUGAUAGAUAUACUGAGGCCUUUUACCAGUUUGAACAGUGAACGUGGCUCUCAGAUGAUUAGAUGUUGAGCUUGAGUCAAUGGAUGAGAUAGAAAGUCUAUCAGUCUUACAUUGGGGCCAGUACCAAAGUGAUUUCUCUGUUCAGCUUGUGAUACAGUAGAUAUAGUGAAUGUUUUCAGUCGCUUGGUGUUCUCUGGUUAGCGCCACAAGAUUGCACCUCGGGGCUACGUAACGUGGUCGGCUUUAGCCUUGCCGAACCUGACUGAGUUGAUUGUUUGACUGAGUUGAUUGUUUGACUGAGUUGAUUGUUUGACUGAGUUGAUUGUCUCACCGUGUUAGCCUUGAGGCGGUCCGGGGUCGAGGGAUCACAGAUUCAGCCAUUUCUGUUCAACCCCCUAUCCCAAACUCUUUGUUAACUUUCUGCUCCCCCACCAAAACGUUUUACCUCCAAAGAUAGCUACCUCAGCCUGACGAGAACGUCAGAGCUAUCAAGGUAACCAUUUUGCCUGUUGUGCUGCUGGUCAAGCAUACCUACCUCAACCAAAAGGGUACUUCUGUGCCCCCUUUUCCUUUUCUUUUUGGGUGCCAAAUGCCAGUCCUGUGCCAGCUGCCACUCCUUGUGUUCAGAGGGUGGUACACUCUUUCGAUUCCUCCCUGUCAAGAAAAGGAGGAGGCCUUGGAUCGUGAUUGAAUGUCACUAGGCCCAUCUUCUACCCAGAAUGUAACUGGUUCGAUCUGUGGGUUUGCCAGUUCACUUAUGUUGUUUGACAUUGUAUAAUUCCUGAUCGCCGAUUUUCUGCUUUAAUCGCCUGCCUGCUUCUAAUCCUGCUAUUGGGACUCAACACCUUGUCCAACCCCUGAACGUCUGCCUUAAUUUAAAGCGGUUCAUUCAGAGUUGGGUCACUUCAGCUACUGAUAUGCAGUAUGGAAGCACAUGGAUAUGAUUCAAGUACAUAUUCUACCUCAGACUCAGCAGCUUCACAAACGGGUGAUGGAGAGACAACCAUCAUUGAUGAUGUCACAACAAGCGGUCUUGGAGCCCAGCUGUGGAGCACUACAAGAACAACAAACAUGUCUCCUCAGUUAAACAGGGAAAGCGAGAUGAAUGUCUCUUUAUUAAGGCACCACCUGCUGCUGCCAUCACCAUCUCGUCUCACUGGAGGAAGACAUGACUCAGAAACGUGCAACAGGAAACAAAGUUGGAAGCCUGACAGAAAGUGAGCGAUAAAUAUGAACGCACAGCAUUUUUUAAACUUUGAACAUUGCAUGAAAGUAUGGACAUUAAGGAAUAUAAAGCCCAAGUUUCACCAUUCUGUUAUGGAUGAAUUUGCUGACUAUUUUGCCCUUUCCUGCAGAAUUCCAAAAUGUAAUUAGUUAGAAAUGUAUAUUUUUGCCAUUUUCAGGAAGCUUUCUGUCACCUACCAAAGGUGAUUGGUUUGCAGUGCCUCAAAUACCUUUGUUGUCAUGGGAAAAUUCUGUUCAGCAGACCAUGGUUAACUUUCUCGAGUGACUAAUUUGUCUUGUAUUUUGUCUUCAUGUCUAUUCAUAUUCAAUUCUUACCUCACACUUACUGCACGAAUGACACUAGCUUUUACCGUAGACCGCUGUUUCAACAAAUAUUUCCAAAUAUUCUAUGAAAACCAAGUCGAACGAUAUCCAAAGAUGAAUGAUUGUUACGGUUUUCAGUCUUUCCUCGAUUAACUUUUUUUUUUUUUUAAGUUGUUUUUAGUUGGGUUCCCGUUAUAAGGUGCUGCCAUUAGCCAAUGAUGAGACAAACUAAGAAACACAAGCAGCUUACAUAAACAGCUUACAUAAACCCCAAAACUAAUUACAAAGAUAAUUCAAGAAACCACCUGUAACACUGUAAAAUGUUCACAGAUAGUUUUUCACGUGUCUCACUGGCAGACCACUUGAGGCAUGGAAUUCCACAUAUUUUCACUUUCUUUUCAACAUAACAUUUUACUUUGAAAACUGAAAAUGGGAUAUAUAUUUUCAUGUAUUGUUACAAAUAACUGUCCUUUGAAGUAUAGAAAUACUAUAACCAUAUUCUAACAUUUUAAAUAACUUCUGUUCCAUUUAUUAAUGACCUCACCACAGGAAUAGCCGUGUUGUGAUAGAGCACCGACUUCCCCUUUUUGUAACUACUGAAUAAAAUCCCGGUCAAUUUGUUGGAGAUACUCGGGCAAGUCUCCAUCAAUCACAAGAGGAUUCCAUUUAGGUACAUUUGUUUUCAGAUCCUCCAAAUGAAUUGUGUUGUAACUGUUUGAAUGGCUGUGAAAAACGUAGCCUCACUACAAGUUUAUGCCUCUGUUUUGUGUGGAUGUCCAUCUUUCAUUGCCAGUUUCUGAAGCUAGUAUUCUGUGCAGAAUUGGACUAGCUACCGCUACAUACCCUAACAAAGUCACAUAGUGCCACUGUCCUCAAGGUUUUAGUUCAACUGUAUCACUGAUACCAUCCUUUUUUUUUUUUUUACUGUGAAUAACCUAUCUACCAUUUUUUGGGGGCAGUAUGAUAAGUGUGAUACCAAAAGGAAAAAUGAAAAACAUUAUGGUCAAUAUUUUAUUAUUUGAAUAACAAGACAUAAGUUGACCCAAUAUUUCUUUGAACAAAACAAUUUUUUUUUUUUUAAAUGAUAUGCUUUUCUUUUUAUAGAACAUUUCUUCUUCAUUCAUUUUAUAAAUGUUCCCUCUCGAGGUUGGUCCUGCUGCGUAUGGGAAACCUUGCCAAAAUGUAGACGUUCCUUUUUAAAAUGUUAUUAUUGUUAUUAAUAUUAUAAUUAUUGCCAUUGUUGGAUUCACUCCUUUCAUUUUGAUUUCAUAUUGGUUGGCUCGUUUGGUUUCUGUUUUAUUUGUAGUUGAAGGAUGUGAACAUGUUUGCUAGAAAUGUGAGAAUUCUAACUAGAACGGUGUGUUGUCAGAAAAAGGUUGUGUAAAAAACUGUAUUUUGACAUUGAAGGAACGAUACCUCAAACUGUCUUGUAUUCUCCAAAUGGAUAUUUCCUAUCUUAACUCCUUUAGCAGCAGCUCAGCCACAACCAUGUUAAGUUCAUUUGCAAAGAUGGACACUUGCCAUACUAAAGUAAGCCAUAUAGGAGUUUUCCUAAGCCAUAAUACUACUGUCGUGUAUUACAGUCCAUACUUUGAUAUCAGGUCACUGAAUUUGAACCUAUCAACUGAGUACAGUAUUUCUUGAUGCCAGACGCACAACCUACCUCUUGCUAAACAUUUACACAUAAUACAAAACACCUGAAAUGUAGAGAAGUAGUGAAUGAAUGCUAGAACCAAUGAAAAAAUAAAUGCUUUAAUGUAAACUGCUUUUAAACUAGUUACAGACCAGAUGAAAGAGAGGAAGAUGUGUAUGUGUACCAUUAUAGCACAACUAGAGACCCCUACAAAUGGAUCAUUGUUUGGUUAAUAAAUUAAUUGAUCUAACGCAGAGUAAGAUCACAUUGUAGUUGUUUUUGUCCCUGACCUUUGAACCAUAGGCCUCUGGUUGAUAUGACUGUUUGAAUAUGUCAACUGUUUCUUUAAGUUUUUCCUUCUUUCAACUGAAAUGACACCUGUAAACCAAAUAAAACUAGGAUUAUUAUGUA
Oncorhynchus mykiss (rainbow trout) is the source of this 6649-nucleotide messenger RNA. Its product is annotated as immunoglobulin superfamily DCC subclass member 3-like. Gene Ontology annotation, biological process: cell-cell adhesion. NCBI's taxonomy places the organism in Eukaryota, Metazoa, Chordata, Actinopteri, Salmoniformes, Salmonidae. The record is from RefSeq and is a predicted model, not a curated record. Gene Ontology annotation, molecular function: protein binding.